AUGGAUGCCUUCCGCGGACAGCUAGAACACAUUCCUAUCCCAACCACGUCAUUCCAAGGCCAGACCAUUAUCGUUACAGGGUCAAACACUGGUUUGGGCCUGGAAGCCGCCAGGCAUUUUGUGCGACUUGAUGCAGACAUUGUCAUUCUCGCGGUCAGGUCGUUAGAAAGAGGCGAAGCAGCUAAAGCCUCGAUUGAGGCUUCCACGAAGCGAAAGAACGUUGUGCAGGUAUGGCAACUGGAAAUGGAUAAGUAUGACUCAAUCAAGUCCUUUGCUUCAAGAUGCAAUACACUCGAAAGGCUCGAUGUCGUGGUGGAAAACGCCGGCAUUUUGAGGAAUACCUAUGAAGAGAGUGAGGGGACUGAGAUUACCAUUAAAGUCAAUGUCAUCGGAACAUUUCUCCUGGCAUUGAAUCUGUUUCCAAUCCUUCGAAGGUCAUAUGAAAAGACCAGGCGAGUACCAAGGCUUGUCAUUACUAGCUCUGCAGUUCAUUACAACGGACUCCCUCGCUAUCUUCUUUCCAUCGCCAAGACACUCGUUGCACGCAAGACGGAGGAAGGGUCGCGAACGCUUGUACAUAGUGCUGCUGCUGGAGAUGAAAGCCACGGAAAGUAUAUGAGUGAGUGCAGGGUCAGAGAACCGAGCAACUUUGUUAGAAGUAAGGCGGGUGCAGAGACACAGGCACGUGUGCAUAAGGAACUCAUGGCUAUACUGGAGAGCAUCCAACCUGGAAUUACACAAAACAUUUAA
Molecule: messenger RNA, 750 nt
Organism: Fusarium musae
Lineage: Eukaryota; Fungi; Ascomycota; Sordariomycetes; Hypocreales; Nectriaceae
Exons: 2
Coding region: 1-750 (249 amino acids)
Source: RefSeq, a predicted model, not a curated record